Volvox carteri f. nagariensis is the source of this 1558-nucleotide messenger RNA. RefSeq lists its product as uncharacterized. The coding region runs from base 548 to 1558 and encodes 336 amino acids. Gene Ontology annotation, biological process: lipid metabolic process. The record is from RefSeq and is a predicted model, not a curated record. NCBI's taxonomy places the organism in Eukaryota, Viridiplantae, Chlorophyta, Chlorophyceae, Chlamydomonadales, Volvocaceae. The transcript has 11 exons.
GUAAGAAGACAUUUUAUGCGUUAUGGGAGCGGAUUUAAUGUUUUGAGUGAAAUGUUACUUGUGGGCUGUGGGGGAACGGUCCUGGCGUUUCCUGUUUGCAGACAUACAUACGCACACACAAAUACAUACAUAUAUACAUCCAUAUAUGGUUAAGUUAGGAAUUUCUGGUAAGGUUCAGACUCUUUCCCCCGGGAGAUCCCGGGAUCGAGACCUGUCAGGGUCGAAAAUCCUGUCGAUUGUGGAAGGUAAAGUGUCCCUAGAUGAUGGACGGUGGAGACCUGGGAUAAAGUUAACCUGCGAGCCGACCAGGAACGGAGUUGGGCCGCUGUCGAUCCGGCCGAUUCCGUUGGAUGCUGGUGGUGGGUGUUAAACCUGAAUGAACCAUUGAGGAGUUGACUAGGGGGUGAUUAGUUGAGGGUGCCACGAAAUACCGGGGAAGGCAGGGUUUCGCCGGGUAGCGACCGCGGGUGAAGGUCUGAACCCCCUGUCCCACACAUCAUACAUACAUACAUAUAGUUACAAGUUUUAAUUCGCACGUUCCGCACGCAUGUCGGGGGGUGUCUGUAAAAGCCGCGGGGCCAUAAAUACAUACAUACUUACGUCUAUACAUACAGUGUCGAUAAGCAUGACGCCAUGCGGAUUGCCCCAAGGUGAAGUAUUGGGCAAGGCCGUGAUCGUUUGUUCGAUAUCGGCCACGGUUUUGUUCAAGCCAUGCCCAUGGUUCUUUGACAAGGACACGGAACCGCUCCAAGUCUUCUGCAUAACCUUUAUCGUGAGCUGGCUAGGUCUUUUCAAGGUUUUGGCGUUCUGCUGGGGCAGAGCGCCAUUGCGGGAAUCCAUGACGGUUGCGCAGAUCGCGGCCUCCCUGGCCCUGCCGCUGUUCCCCAAGCCAGUAACCCGCAAGAAGGCGGCUCCGGAGGGGCGACUGCAGGACUCCGCGGGCUCGGGAGCCGCUCUGGUGGCCACGUGGCUGGGCAAGACAGCCCUUGGGGUCGUCGUGGUCCUGUCGUACAUGGAGUAUCGUGAUGUCGUACCGGCAGUACUAAAACACUACUUACUCGCCUUCACCCUCUACUCCAUGUCGGGUAUCCUCAUGGACGGUCCCGCGGCUCUGGUGGUGGCGCUGCUGGAGCUGCCCGUGCUGCCGACAUUCGACCAGCCCUGGAUGAGCUGGGGGAGCUCCGGAGGUGUCGUCCGCGUGUAUGUGUGGUGUCUGGGGCUGCACCUGGUCUUCUUCGUGAGCGGUGCGGUCCACGAGUACAUGGCCUGGCUCCUGACCGGAUCUAACCGGAUCAGUUGGAAAUGGACUGUGUUUUUCUGGAUCCAGGCUCCGUUGCUGACCUUGGAGUCCUUGGCGGGGCGGGCCAUGAGGCGGGCGGGGCUGCAGCUGCCCAGACCGGUAGCCAUCGUACUGACGCACCUAGUGCUUCAGUCCCUGGCGUACGACCUGUUCUUCGGCUACAUGGAGGAGCAGGGCAUCUCCUUGAAGGUCGUGGGCGCCAUCUCAGACUGCAUAUGGGCUGUGCUACGGCCGCUGCAAGCCGCCUUAAUGACCUGA